Messenger RNA from Cynoglossus semilaevis (tongue sole), 3770 nucleotides. RefSeq names its product unc-45 myosin chaperone B (gene unc45b). NCBI's taxonomy places the organism in Eukaryota, Metazoa, Chordata, Actinopteri, Pleuronectiformes, Cynoglossidae. The coding region runs from base 168 to 2960 and encodes 930 amino acids. The record is from RefSeq and is a predicted model, not a curated record. The transcript is spliced from 22 exons. Gene Ontology annotation, molecular function: Hsp90 protein binding. Gene Ontology annotation, cellular component: cytoplasm.
UCUCAUUCAGAACACGUAUAUAUGGAGUAGUUGGUGAAAAGUUAGUUACACAACAUUGAAAAGUUAAUCCAGCUCUUUCUUCACUGGAUCUGAAGACAGGUUUACAAAGGGGAGAAACAUCAGACUACAAGAGAUUUGAAGAAGAGACACGGGGCACUAUCCAAAAGAUGGGAGAUCCAAUUCAAUUAAAAGAUGAGGGAAACAAACUUUUCCAGGCUGGAGACAUUGACAAAGCCAUUGAAUGUUACACAAAAGCUAUCAAGGAGUGCAAAGACAAAAAGGUGCUGGCUGUUAUUCACAGGAACCGAUCAGCAUGCUACCUCAAAAAGGAAAAUUAUGCCAAUGCCGCAUCUGAUGCAACCAAAGCAAUUGAUGUCGAUGCAGCAGACAUUAAGGCCCUGUACAGACGAUGUCAAGCACUGGAGAAGCUAGGAAAACUUGACAUGGCUUUUAAAGAUGUGCAGAGAUGUGCCACCUUGGAACCAAAGAAUAAAACCUUCCUGGAAACUCUUCGAAGGCUCGGGGCAGAGAUUCAGGCCAAGCUCAAGACAACAUUCUCCACAGAUUCUCGAGUACAGAACAUGUUUGACAUUCUACUCAGUGACGAAAUGGAAAAGGACAAAAGAGAAAAGGCUGCCAACAACCUAAUUGUGCUGUCAAGAGAAGAUGCAGGAGCAGAAAGAAUUUUCCAGAACAAUGGAGUUCCUCUGCUGCUCAAUAUGAUCGAGACAGGGAAACCGGAGAUGAUUCUUGCUGCUAUUCGUACUUUGUCUGGAAUGUGCACAGGACACAAGGCGCGGGCCAUGGCUGUAAUGAACCUAGUGGGCAUUGAUAAGAUUUGCAGCAUUAUGGCCAUUGACAAUGAGGAGAUUGCUCUGGCAGCCUGCAACCUCUUCCAGUGCAUUAAUGACUCCCUCACCGGUGGAGACAAAAGGGAAUAUGGCAAAGAAGAGUCCUUGGUUCUAGAUACAGCCAAAGAUCUGAAAAACAUUCUACUGUCACUGUUGGAAAUGCUUAUUAAUAAAAAGGUCUCUGGCCAUGGUAGAGACCAGGCUCUGAACCUUCUGGCUAAGAACGUACCACGCAAAGACAAAAAAGAGAAAGAUAACACAAGUGCCCUCUUCACAAUUGAUCAUGGUUUAAAGAAGAUCCUUAAGGUGUGUGGUCAGGUGCCAGAGCUGCCAGACCAGCUGCCUCUAACAGAAAAUACACAGCUGAUUGCUAGUGUGCUCCUCAACAAGCUCUAUGAUGACCUCAAAUGUGACCCAGAAAGAGACAACUACAGAGACAUCUGCGUAGAAUAUGUCAAAUCUAAAAUUGACCCCAAGAAUAUGGACAAGACAAUUCAUGCUGUGAACACCAUCUCAGGACUCCUUCAGGGCCCCUUCGAUGUGGGCAACGCCUUAAUUGGGCAGCAAGGUAUUAUGGAAAUGAUGGUGGCGCUGUGUGCCUCAGAGCGUGAGGUGGACCAGAUGGUUGCUGUGGAAGCACUGAUCCACUCCUCCACAAAAAUGAGCCGAGCCUCCUUUAUUAUCACCAAUGGUGUGUCACUGCUUAAAGAUAUUUACAAGAAGACCAAGAAUGAGAAGAUCAAAAUUCGCUCAUUGGUGGGUCUCUGUAAACUGGGUUCAGCUGGAGGUGAUGAUUACAGUUUGAGGCAGUUUGCUGAGGGAUCUACGGAGAAGCUGGCCAAGCAGUGCAGAAAGUGGCUUUGUAAUCCUCAGAUUGAUACCAAAACAAGGAAGUGGGCCGUCGAGGGUCUUGCUUAUCUGACUAAUGAUGCAGAUGUAAAAGAUGACUUUGUUGAGGAUGAGCCUGCCCUGAGAGCCAUGUUUGAACUGGCUAAGUCGAACGACAAGACCAUCCUGUAUUCAGUGGCCUGCACAUUGGUUAACUGCACAAACUCCUAUGAAAAAAAGGAUAUUCUUCCUGAGCUGGUUCAACUUGCCAAGUUCUCAAAGCAACAUGUUCCUGAGCAACACCCAAAGGACAAGAAGGAUUUCAUUGAAAAGAGAGUGAAAAGGUUGUUGGCUGCUGGAGUCAUAUCAGCUCUUGCUGUCAUGGUGAAAGCAGACAAUGCCAUUCUAACAGACCAGACUAAAGAGAUGCUGGCAAGGGUUUUCCUGGCAUUAGCAGAUGAUCCUAAAGACCGUGGUACUAUAGUGGCUCAAGGUGGAGGAAAGGCUUUGAUCCCCCUUGCAUUGGAAGGGACAGAAGCUGGAAAAGUAAAGGCCUGUCAUGCUAUUGCAAAGAUUGCAGCCAUUUCCAACCCUGAAAUUGCCUUCCCUGGUGAGAGGGUAUAUGAGGUAGUGCGGCCCCUAGUCAGUCUUCUUAAAACUGACAGAGAGGGAUUACAGAACUUUGAAGCCCUGAAAGGCCUGACCAACCUAGCUGGUUUCAGUGAAAAACUAAGAGUAAAGAUUGUGAAAGAGAAAGCUCUACCAGAAAUUGAGAACUACAUGUUUGAAGAACACGACCAAAUCAGACAAGCUGCCACUGAAUGUAUGUGUAACCUUGUGACAUGUAAAGAGGUUCAGGAACGCUACCUGGAAGAUGGAAAUGACAAGCUGAAGCUGCUGAUUCUGCUCUGUGGCGAGGAAGACGAGGAUCUUCAGAUAGCCGCGGCUGGAGGUCUAGCCAUGAUCACUGCUGCACAGAAGAAGCUCUGCACCAAAAUGACCAAUGUGACAACCCAGUGGCUUGAGAUCUUGCAGAGGUUAUGUCUCCAUAGCAACAUAAAAAUCCAGCAUCGUGGCCUUGUGAUUGUCUACAACAUGCUUAACUCAGAUGAAAGCGAGCUGGCCAAGAAGCUGAUUGAGAGUGAGUUGCUGGAAAUCCUCACCAUUGUUGGGAAGGCUGAAGACAACCCCAAGAGGCAGGAAGCCAUUGAUGUAGCGCGCCUGUGUCUGGUCAGAGCCAUGGAACUCGGUCUCAUUAAACCUUUUAGCAGUCCUUCCUAAAUUUUGCUUGUGUGUAGCAACAGACAUUGUUCUUUGUUUCUCUGCUGACAUUUUCACAUUCAUUUUCACACCAAAAAUAAUAUAUAAUAAUUCAUCAAUGUAGUAAUUUAUAACACGACAUUUAGACGCUAUGGUUUUCCCACACAAAACAAUUUUUGGUUAGCCUUUGUGAAGAAAAAUAAACCAUAAAAAUCAUCAUUUCUAUUUGGAGUGAAAAUAUUUACAGUGUGAUUAAAGUUGAUUUUUUCAGUUUUAUUUUUAGAGGCCAUGGAUCUUUUUUCUAAAAUCAUAUCAAGGGUAUGACGCUGGUUUGUGCUGUGUCCAUGUGUGUUUAUACCAGAAGAGGGCAUCCUAGAGCAGCAGUGUGAUCGGUCGUUAGACAACAGGGUUGUGCACUGCUCUACAUGUAAAAGGCAGCAGGGGCUGGGAAACACACUAAAACACACAGACACUGCGCCUCUGACAGCUCUCAUGAGAAGAGUGUCUUCACUCGUCAAAACUGGAGUGGAAAUAAACGCUGUCUUACUGUAUAUUUACCCGCUUUUUAUUUACCAGCUGGGGAUAGUCAUAAGCUGGAGCAGAGGGAUUUUCUUGCCGCAGGAGCAAUAAGGAAAAUAAGAAUAUUAUUUCUAUACCCGGAGGAAGAAACACUGUGCGGGGUCGCCUGACAAAUCCAGACUUGGUGACAACUCUGUUUGACAAUCAAGAGAUGUUGCCCUGAUUCUUGCUUGUCAGGCACUGCCUUUGGUGAAGCAAAAUGUCAACAACAACAGAAAAUGGGAUGGGAGGACAGUGGAAUACAAGCAGAGA